This is a messenger RNA of Leptomonas pyrrhocoris, 1396 nucleotides long. Its product is annotated as Rad51 protein putativerAD51/dmc1 protein. The transcript has a single exon. The record is from RefSeq and is a predicted model, not a curated record. Lineage: Eukaryota; Euglenozoa; Kinetoplastea; Trypanosomatida; Trypanosomatidae. The coding region runs from base 305 to 1396 and encodes 363 amino acids. Gene Ontology annotation, biological process: DNA strand invasion; chromosome organization involved in meiotic cell cycle; reciprocal meiotic recombination. Gene Ontology annotation, molecular function: ATP-dependent DNA damage sensor activity; ATP binding; DNA strand exchange activity. Gene Ontology annotation, cellular component: nucleus; condensed nuclear chromosome.
AGACUCUCUCUUCCCCAAAUGAGCCUCUUUCUGUACCACGGUCGUUCUUUAUCACCUAGACAGCCUCGCAUCCAACAUCUUGUUGACAGUCUACCGUGAGGUACACAGAUUCUCUUCGUUGUCUCCACAAGUUUCCUAGCGCAACACCCAGCAAAAUAAGACACUGCUGAUUGUCUUCUACUACUUCACACAACAGAGGGUACCCAGACCUAAAAACGUGCUCAAACACAUAAAAGAGCGUUUCCGCUGCGCUCACAACAACGAAUUUUUUUUUUUUGGUGGCUGUAGAAACUCACACAUCACCAUGCAACAGCAGCAGCAGCAGCGCGUGCAUGUGCCAACUGAUCGCACAGAGGAGCCCGCAGCGGCGAGCACGUCGAUCGAUGCAGCGCACAAAAACGAUGAGAUGCGCGAGGAAACGGCGGCUGCGCACCCGCUAAUAGAGGUGGAGCGCCUGGCAGAGUACGGUAUUGGCGCUGCGGACAUCACAAAGCUGAAGCAAGCCGGCAUCUUCACUGUGCCCGGCGUGCAGAUGCAGUGUAAGAAGGACCUCAUCCAGAUCAAAGGGCUCUCUGAUGCCAAGGUGGACAAGAUCAUCGAGGCGACGCGGCGCGUGUGUGAGGUGGGCUUCAUCACCGGAACCUCCUAUCUGCAGCAGCGCAGCAGCAUCACGCGCAUCUCCACCGGCAGUACCGCGCUGGAUCAGCUGUUGGGCGGCGGCGGCAUCGAAAGCCGCUCCAUCACCGAGGCUUUUGGGGAGUUCCGCACCGGCAAGACGCAGAUCGGACACACCCUCUGCGUUACCUGUCAGCUGCCGCUGGAGAUGGGUGGCGGGAAUGGCAAGGCGGUGUACGUAGACACCGAGGGCACCUUCCGACCGGAGCGCAUCCGCCCGAUUGCCGAGCGCUUCGGCCUGGAUGCGGGCGCGGUGCUGGACAACAUCCUCGUCGCACGCGCUUACACGCAUGAGCAUCAGGCGCACCUGUUGUCUAUGGUGGCCGCGAAGAUGGCAGAGGAUCAAUUCAGUCUGCUUGUGGUGGACAGCAUCACGGCCCUCUUUCGCGUCGACUUCUCCGGCCGCGGUGAGCUGGCGGAGCGGCAGCAGAAGCUGGCCAAGAUGCUGAGUCAGCUGAUCAAGAUCGCGGAGGAGUUCAACGUGGCCGUGUACAUCACGAAUCAGGUGGUCGCCGAUCCUGGCGGUGCAUCGAUGUUCGUGUCGGACCCGAAGAAGCCCGUGGGCGGCCACAUUCUCGCCCACGCCUCCACCACCCGUCUCUCUCUCCGCAAAGGUCGCGGCGACCAGCGCGUGUGUAAGAUCUUUGACAGCCCCUCGUUGCCGGAAGUGGAAUGUGUGUACAGCAUCUCAGAGCAGGGCAUUGUCGAUGCCAUCGAAUAG